Dimorphilus gyrociliatus is the source of this 573-nucleotide messenger RNA. The record is from the annotation of a GenBank genome assembly. Lineage: Eukaryota; Metazoa; Annelida; Polychaeta; Dinophilidae.
ACUCUCGUACGGCGUUUCCGGUUCAAAAUGGCGAACAAGCCUGGCAGCGCGAAAGGGGAAAGAUUUGCUCCCUAUUUAAAACGAAAAACGCAUCCUAAUGAGAAAAUAGAACAGAAAAACGAGACACACCGAAGAGAGUUCGGAAAUACAUUCGACGAAAGCAUAACUGUACCAACAGUCGCUCAAUCUGGAUAUGAAGAGCAGCCAGAAAUGCCGGAUACAACGGGUUCAGAGAUUAUUCAAGAGCAAGGAGAUCCGAUUCCAACAAUGCCUUCCCAAACAGACGACUCUCAGCAGAGAACAUUAUACGUAGGAAAUUUAGAUCCACAUGUAACCGAAGAUCUCUUGUUAGCUCUGUUUAGUCAAAUAACUCCAUGUAGAGGAUGUAAAAUAAUAUAUGAGCCAGGAAACGAUCCUUAUGCCUUUAUUGACUUCGAAGAACAUAGCGGUGCAUCGGCUGCUUUGCAAGCCAUGAAUAAAAUUCAAGUAUUAGGAAGGGUGAGUUGUCAAUUUAUUUUUAGGAAUGAGGUAAGCUCGAGUAAAAUUAAGAAAACGAAUUACGAGGUGCAUUAG